AUUCUCAGUCGAAAAGCAACAUGGCGGCGCGCAUACAGUGACAUGUCCACAAGGAUUUCUUACAUGAUUAUACAAGAAAGAAGUUAUCCCUGAAAGCAGGUGCAGCACAGAGGUAGGCGGCAGGAGGAAGGAAGGGGACAGUUACAGUCACAGACGCAGACACAGGCCAGGUGCAGCCCAACGCAGACCGCAAGUGGGAGAGAUUGAUAGAAGAGGAAAAGAAGAAGAAAGAAGAGAGAGUGAGAGACAGAGAAGAGGCACCAUGUCCAAGAUCUCCAGGGCGACCAAGGCGGUGAAGAAGCUGGACACGGGGAACCUGAUCCGGGCCAUCGUUCGCUCGGGCCAGGCCGCCCCCGGCCCACCUCUGGGACCCGUCCUGGGACAGAAAGGCAUCCCUAUUGGCCAGUUCUGUAAGGACUUCAAUGAGCGGACCAAGGAGAUGAAGGAGGGCAUCCCACUCCCUAUCCGCAUCACCGUCAAGCCUGACCGGACGUAUGACCUGAAGAUCGGCCAGCCCACGGUCUCUUAUUUCCUCAAGCAAGCCGCAGGCAUCCAGAAAGGAGCCUCCAAAACAGGUCAUGAGGUGGCAGGGAAGGUGUCGGUCAGAGCGGUGUAUGAGAUCGCCCAGAUUAAGGCCCAGGACGAGGCCUUCACCAAUCAGGGCGCCUCGCUGGAGUUUGUCGUCAAGGGCAUCAUCGGGUCCGCCCGCUCGUUGGGAAUACAAGUGGUGCAAGACUUGUCUGCGGAGGACUACGGGGACUUCCUGAAGAAGAGAGAGGAGCGUCUGAAGGAGGAGGCUGCUGCUGCUGCCGCGGCCGCCGCUGCCCUGGGCAAGAAGAAGUGAACACACACACACACACACACGCACACACACACACACACACACACACACACACACACACACACACACACACACACACACACACACACACACACACACAAGCAAGCAGCGAACUCACCAGGGACUUCUUGGACACACACAAACACACAUACACACACAAUCAUAUUUAUAUAACACACACACACAUGGGUGCCGCUAGGGGGGGAAAGGUGUUACAGAUUCUAAGGGCCCGGAAUCACUGUCAGGGCCCCUGAAGGAUGCUGAUAACAUAAUUUGACAU
Messenger RNA from Engraulis encrasicolus (European anchovy), 1121 nucleotides. It is a transcript of the gene mrpl11, whose product is annotated as mitochondrial ribosomal protein L11. The record is from RefSeq and is a predicted model, not a curated record. The coding region runs from base 263 to 844 and encodes 193 amino acids. Gene Ontology annotation, cellular component: ribosome; mitochondrial large ribosomal subunit. Lineage: Eukaryota; Metazoa; Chordata; Actinopteri; Clupeiformes; Engraulidae. The transcript has 6 exons. Gene Ontology annotation, biological process: translation. Gene Ontology annotation, molecular function: structural constituent of ribosome; large ribosomal subunit rRNA binding.